UAACCUUUUAAAUGUUAGAAAUUUUAUUCAUGAUACUUUGCUUAGAGGAACAAUAAACAUCAAAAGUCCAACAAACAUCAAUCAUCAAAUGAACACAAUUAACUCCAAAAAGCCUAAUAAUAUUUUAAAAAUACCCAAAUUAUCCAAACAAUCACAACGUUUAAUAAGGCAGACUGAAACCGAAGAAAAUGGAGGGAUUAAAAAGGAGAAACCGAAAAGAUACAAAUGUUUUUUGAUUGAAGAUGAGGAGGAGGAACAAAUUGUGGAAGGUCACCAACAACAAAAUAAAAAACAAUAUUUAUCAGAUUCAGCAAAGGCAGCCCUUGAACAGCGAAGUUAUUUUGCUGGAUUUUUAAAAGAUGGGAAUGAAAAUAAUAUAAUGGGUUGGGAAGAUGUUGGAAAGAGCGAAAAUCCGAGGAGGUCCGAAGGGACUAAUUUUCAAUAUUUAUUAGAAAAAGAACAACAAGAUCAGCAAGAGACUACCAAAACACCUAUUAUUGAGUAUAUUGAUGAUUAUGAAACUUCUCCAAAAGAACAUCAUGAAGAUGUAUAUAUACCCGAUUCAAAACGCGUUUCUUCUGGAUCUUCGUAUAAUAAAGAAACAGAAUGGGAGACAAUACCUGCAGUUCAAGCUAAGUUUUCAACAAAAGAUUCUAAUCGAAUGAAUGAAGCGGAAUCUGUAAAUAAUCAAAAUUCUGUAGACUACUCUGCUUCUGUUGAAGCAAAACAAAGAAAACAACAUAUCGAUGAAAAUAUAAGCGAUAAUGAAAAAUUUGAGGAAGAAGAGGGAGAAGAAUCUGAAGAAGAUUUGUAUAGUGAUGAAGAUAUUAAUUCAAUAACUACUACAAAAUCACCACAAAUCCCUAAGAUGCAGAGAAUUCCUCAAAGAAAUGUGAGUUAUGGAGGUUCUCCUCGAGCAAGAGUAUUUCCAGGAUUAACAAAAUUAAUCACUCAAACAAAUAGUCUAGUAACAACAAAUAAACCGGUAAUUCAACAAUCUAAGAAACAGAUAGUUAACACAAAAGAACAAAAUAUUGUUAAAGAAUAUGCUAGUAAGGAGAACAAUAUGGCGUCGAAUCGCAAUAAUGUUGAUGAAAAUGUUAAUACAUUAAACAAGGCAAAACAAAAUGAAAAGAAUGAAUUAUUAAAUCAAAACUUCGUUACAUAUCCACCACAGCAACAAAAACUUAGGGAAGUAAAAAUGCCACCGCGUGAUUCUCAAGGGCGCCCAUUACUAUUAUCACCUGAACACUGCAGAAUGAUUUCAAGUUAUGCUCAAUUAUAUGGUGCAUCUCCAAGUUCUGUACUCUCAUUUGUUCGAAAUAAUUGUGCCUUUGUUAAAAUGUAUUUACCCACAGCAAGCUGUUCUGAAAUUGAAACACUCGUCAAGUCUUGUUAUGAACGUAAAGUGUUUAUGAGAAAACAACUAAUAAAAAAGAGAUUUUUAUAAAAUGUGUAUAUGUAGAUAAAAUUAUAUUUAUUUUUGUUAGGUUUCGAAUUUUGUCUUAAAUAUUUGUCUUAAGAAUAUAGGCAUAAUUCACCUAUAUACUGUAGGUCAAAUCCUUAGACUUCUUCCAUGGCACCUUGCCUUUGGACAAAGUGACCUUGAACGAUUUCCUCUAUGGCAUUAUGUCCUUUGACAUUUUUAUCUCUGGCGUUAUGUUCUUACAGUAAUUUUAUACAGUAUCCAUUUUUCUCUUACUCUCUCAUCCGCUCUAUUUCGUCCACAUUCUCUCUCCCCCGGCAUUCCACGUUUAUAU
Meloidogyne enterolobii is the source of this 1760-nucleotide messenger RNA. Lineage: Eukaryota; Metazoa; Nematoda; Chromadorea; Rhabditida; Meloidogynidae. The record is from the annotation of a GenBank genome assembly.